This is a messenger RNA of Puccinia graminis f. sp. tritici CRL 75-36-700-3, 1618 nucleotides long. RefSeq lists its product as uncharacterized. Bases 200 to 1294 code for a protein of 364 amino acids. Gene Ontology annotation, biological process: SREBP signaling pathway. The record is from RefSeq and is a predicted model, not a curated record. Gene Ontology annotation, cellular component: Dsc E3 ubiquitin ligase complex. Lineage: Eukaryota; Fungi; Basidiomycota; Pucciniomycetes; Pucciniales; Pucciniaceae. The transcript is spliced from 6 exons.
ACCGAUCCUCACAUUCUGCUUGGAUGGCAUCGGUGUACCAUCCGACUUGAACUGCAACUGGCUGUUAAUGAAACCAAUUUUUAUCGUUCGCCAGUGGACUCGUGAUCAGAUCGAGCGUGGAGUGUCUUGUGAGGCGAAAUAAUCCAUCGACAUCUCUUGCGUAUCGAUUUUUGUCGAGCAUUUCAGUCUUCAAACAAAGAUGGAUUAUCGAUCAUCGGCCCAAGAUACUACCGCCGAUUCGAGCAAUGUCAACCCAGUCAGGAACGUCAAUAUCACCAACAUCACAUCCAUGUUUGAUGAACGAGAGCAAUCCGAUGACGAAUCCCAAGAAUCGGAGCGCUGCCAAAGGGCAGAACAACGGCGGAAGAUUAAACUUGCAAUGUUGAUGCAACAACUCGAAUUUCUCUUCUACGCCCUUGUUGUACUAUGCUACACUCUUGAUGGGAAAAAUUUGAUCUUCAUUCUCAGGACGGUUUCUGAAGUCCAAUUCUCACAACCUAAACAAAUCCAACCAGAUAGACCUCUAAGAUUCUUCGCAUUGGCCUCGUUUGCGAUUUGUUUUUGUGCAUUAUCGAGUCAUCUCAGUUUACUUUCCUCAUCAAACUAUGACCCAAGCGGGAUUCUUGUUGAUUUCAUUGGACAAUUCACUUGGAAUCACCCAUUAGCCAUCAUCGCUUUUCUCGUCGGCUUAGAUGUUUUUAGCUGUUUGGUUCAGCUACUUUUAGUCCUCAUAAGUUUCACCCAAUCUCACUCGAUCCCAAUAUCUGCCGAUCCUACCGCCGCUCACCACUAUGAAUCAUCAACCAUCAGCCCUGAUCAUCAAGACCUUGAAGACCUUGAAGCCAACCAACCUCCCAGCAAACCAAGUGGAACGGAUCCACUAUUGGAUCUGAGGAAUUCAGUAGAAGAAAGAUCGGAUGAAAGCAAUGAAACUUCAAGAAGAGGUCAAUCGAGAGUGACCAAUGAAGCAAGCGACUUUCAACAAGACUUAUUUCUAUUUGAUCUGACGGUUUCCCAAGUCAAAUCCCUCCUAUUUUCCACCAAUCCUCCCACAAGUAAUCGGCCAUCAACAACGGCUUCUUUGGCCGCCAGUCCGACGUCCACACCCCGGCCUUCUAGACCUUUAGUGUCUGCUCAGGUUCCUAUCGUUUCAACUGGUAACACAGAAACCACAGAGGGCGGUAAUCAUCAAAUCCCUGAAAAUCGAGACCAGGCCAAUCUCUCUUCAUCGGCUGAACCAGUAUUCGUUCCGCCUCAUCUUCCCUCCCGGAACGUCGUCAUUCCCAUUGUAUGAAUGAUAUGGUCACCUGAUCUUUUUGCUUACAUGUGUGUACAAAAGAGCUGCAUACCCUCUAUUUCGUUCGUCUUGAAGCUCUCCAGACUUUUUGUUGCAGAUCUUCACGAUUGUUGUAUCUUUGAAUCUGCCUGUUGCUUAUUUUUUUUACUUUAUUUUUCUAAUUAAGUAUUACAAAGCAUCAUUCCAUUACAAUUUCUUGUGAUGAUACAUACUUUCCUCGCCUCAUUCUUUGUUGUGUACACACCCCAUAAUCCAAGUAAAGUUUUUUUUUUUUAGAAAAUUGCCAAUUCACUCUCCCAAUCGUUUCCAUCCAAGACAUCG